Amphiprion ocellaris (clown anemonefish) is the source of this 703-nucleotide messenger RNA. RefSeq names its product preproinsulin (gene ins). NCBI's taxonomy places the organism in Eukaryota, Metazoa, Chordata, Actinopteri, Pomacentridae. The record is from RefSeq and is a predicted model, not a curated record. Gene Ontology annotation, cellular component: extracellular region. The transcript has 3 exons. Bases 162 to 536 code for a protein of 124 amino acids. Gene Ontology annotation, molecular function: hormone activity.
GAACCCAAGGAAUCAGAGCUGGAGGCGUGUCCGUGUCCAGGUCCAGGUCCAGGUCUGGGUCCAGGUCUAUAAAAGGAGAGCAGAGCUUCGGUUCUUCCUCACUCUGACCGGCUCGUCACCAUCCUCCUCCUCUUACCUCCGACUCUCCAGGUCUCAUCCAGAUGGCGGCGCUGUGGCUUCAGUCCUUCUCCCUGCUGGUUCUGCUGGUGGUAUCGUGGCCAAGCUCUCAGGCCGUCGCCGCCCCGCAGCACCUGUGUGGAUCUCACCUGGUCGAUGCCCUUUACCUGGUCUGUGGAGACCGAGGCUUCUUCUACAACCCCAAGAGAGACGUGGACCCUCUGCUGGGUGAGAACUUCGACUCCUUUAAAGGUUUCCUUCCUUCCAAGGCGGGUGCAGCGGUGGCGGGUGGCGACAACGAGGCGGCCGAGUUCGCCUUCAAGGACCAGAUCAUGGAGAUGAUGGUGAAGCGAGGUAUCGUGGAGCAGUGCUGCCACAAACCUUGCAACAUCUUCGACCUGCAGAACUACUGCAACUGAGCCGCCGGGCUCCCUUUGGCCUAGCCUAGCUAGCUUAGCUUAGCUUAGCUUAGCUUAGCCUAGCUUAGCACAGCUGGGCUAACUGAGCCCCGCCCCCAUGCUGUCAAAUGAAGUGCAGAGAGAUGGAUGAAAUUAUUUUUCCUAGAAAAUAAAGUUUUGUGAAUUGA